AACACACCCGAUCAGCAAGAGAUCACUGCAAUCCUUGCUAAAUUUAACAAAGAUCCUCUGAGCGUCAUUUCCCUCGGGAAAGAUGGUGUUCUGCGAACACUGUCGGCGGAUCGUGCCGUUCUUGACGCAGUUGGUUUAACUCCGCGACUUGUGAAGGCGUUCUUGGACCGCGUUCCUCCAGAUUAUCGCGCGCUCACGCCAGAACUUGAGGAUGCCGAUGGGUCGAGUGUGACGUAUGAGCAAAUGUGGCAUCCUGACCCUGGUUUGCUGCCACGACCUAUGCGCGAGGAACAGAAGAAGAAGGCGUUGGCGAGUUUGGAGGGCAAUUAG
Molecule: messenger RNA, 330 nt
Organism: Alternaria rosae
Lineage: Eukaryota; Fungi; Ascomycota; Dothideomycetes; Pleosporales; Pleosporaceae
Exons: 1
Source: RefSeq, a predicted model, not a curated record